AUGGAAACCAACGCGCAGUUGUCGGGGAUUGCGGCUGCCCUGAACCUGCUAUUCGAGUUCCACCUAGUUGUCGACCGGCUGGAGGAUGUACGGCGGUGGAUGCUCCACAUGAGGAAGUGUCAAACGGUGGCCGCUAGCAACGUGAAGGGAAAGAAUGAAUUUUGUGAACUGAUCAACUCCAGGAUGGCGGAGAGGCACUGGAGAGAAGCGCAUUGGGCAGCAGCUGACCAAAUGGGGCGACGCCACGGCUGCAAUGCCGGUGCAGCUGCAACAACUAAUGACGUUCCCACUCCUAAAACGAUUUGGCCUUUAAAUCUUUGGGAGGCGUUGAAUUGUCCACCUAGACAGAUCGUCGAUGCGAGGAAUCAGCACUCUGCAAACUCGCUCCGGAUCUCCAUGGAGCACGAGAUCUUCAGUCGUCUCCUUGUAGGAGUGUGCCCCUCCUUUGCAUUGUAUGCGCAAGAAGCCCUCUUUGCCACUUGGCUGCAAUUGCAUAGAGGCGGGGAUAGAUAUACCAACGGCGGCGAAGAGCCUCGCCAUUAUAAUUCAAGCGGCAGGAAGUCUCGGGACGGCGGAUCUCCGUUCCGCCACCACGGGCAGGAUAGCUUCCGAAACGGAGGGGGACGCAGCAGUCCUCGUGACAGCCGUGAUGGGUUCUCAGUCGGCGGGGGAGGCGGCCGGGCCGGUGACGGCGGUGGGAGGGAAAAUCAGAGGGCCUUUGAUAGUCCUCCUAUGACCUACCCUCAACCGCUUGGUGGCGAAGGAGGCGUUGGAGGAGGGGGGUUGAGGCCGAUUGGUGACGGAAUUGUGGGGUUUCGGCCGGUAAUUGGUGGACCAACUGGUGGCGGUGAUGGAAGAGGGUUCCCACCCAUGGGUAGUGGUGGCAGGGGAGGAUUUCGUCCAAUAUCUGGUGGCAGAGGUGAUGAAUUUCAACGGAUGGGUGGCGCGGGCAUUGAUGGUGGGGAUUUCCAACCUCUUGAUGGCCCUGGUGGUGAUGGCAGAGGGUUUCGGCAGAUGGGCGGUCCUGGCGGUGAUGGUGGAGGGUUUCGAGGUGGCAGUAGUGACAGUGGAGGGUUUCGGCCUGUGGGUAGUGAUGGUGGUAGAUUUGGUUUGGAUGAGUACCGCGAGCAGAUGCCUCCUCUCACAGGCCAGAAGCGAGGGUACCCUUUUUCUGGAAGAGAGAGGUCUCCAGGUAGAGAAGGAGCUAGUUUUGCCAAACUUUUUGUAGGUUCUGUUCCAAGGACAGCCACUGAAGAUGAUGUUCGACCUCUAUUUGACAAUCAUGGACGUGUUUUAGAAGUUGCUCUGAUCAAGGAUAAGAGGACUGGACAACAACAAGGUUGCUGUUUCAUUAAGUAUGCUACUUCGGAAGAGGCUGAUAGAGCUAUUAGAGCUCUGCAUAAUCAAUAUACAUUACCUGGGGCUAUGGGUCCUAUUCAAGUCAGGUAUGCUGAUGGAGAGCGAGAACGCCUUGGUGCAACGGAGUUCAAGUUGUUUGUUGGGUCAUUGAACAGACAAGCUACCGAAAAGGAAGUUGAAGAAAUUUUCUCACCUUAUGGUAGAGUUGAAGAUGUUUAUCUGAUGCGAGAUGAAAUGAAGCAGAGCCGCGGAUGUGGAUUUGUGAAAUAUUCUCAGAGAGACAUGGCACAGGCAGCUAUUAAUGCGCUUAAUGGGACAUUCACCAUGAGAGGAUGUGACCAGCCAUUAACUGUUAGAUUUGCUGAUCCUAAGAGACCUAGACCUGGAGAUUCCAGAAGUGGUCCUUCUUUCGGUGGACCUGCUUUUGGCCCUCGUUUUCCGUCCCCUGCAAUCAGGCCUCCACUGGACCAUGGUGCGCCACUUCGCGGGCCCGUUCCUUCUAACUGGCCUCCGGUGAGCCCGCACAGCCUUGGACCGUCUGCUCAUGUUGGAAACCAAAUUCCUGCUAGUUCUGGUGAUAUGAGUUUCUCUUCUAACCCUGGUCCUCUGGGAAACCUUCCGGGCAAGGCAGAUGGUUCUCUUGCUGGACCUACUAGACCACCUCUCCAGUCACAACAGAAUUUGCCGCCGUCCGCACAAGUACAGCCUUUAAAUUCAGGGUCUUUUUCAAGCCUUCAAAGUGUACAGGGACCAUACAUGCAACCUGGAAAGGUGCAAACCCCUCAGCAGCUGCCUGGACAAAAUGGUCAAUUCUCUGUUCCCCCGACACAAGGGCCGCAGGGUAAUGCAAACCAACAAUUGCCACCACCCCAGAAGAUCCAGUCUCCAUCGCAUUUGGCUCAGAUGCUGUCGCAACAGAAACAUAAUCUGCAAGCCACGUUUCAGUCAUCACAACAAGCCUUCAAUCAGCUACAACAACAGGUGCAGCAACUACAACCAACGAACCAGAAUUUACCAGCUCAUCAGAUUUCGUGGUCUCAGCCAGUUGCAAACACGUCAGCUGGAAAUGUAACUGCAACCACACCUGCCUCAGCUACUAACUCAGCCAUCCCCACUGUUAGUUGUAAGUGGACAGAGCAUACGUCUCCUGAUGGAUACAAGUAUUACUAUAACAGCCUCACUGGUGAAAGCAAGUGGGAAAAACCUGAAGAGCUGAUACUAUAUGAGCAGCAGCAGCAACAGAAGCCGUCUAACCAACACCCACAGGUACAGACCCAUCAGAUGCAAGUACAGUUUCAAGGUCAAUACGGGCAGCUUCAAAACCAUCCCAAGCCAUUACAGCAGAGUACUCAAACCUCGUACCAGGUUACUGGGUUUUCAGCCUCACAGAGCAGUAAGGAACAUGGCUAUGGACAAAUACCGGCAGAGACAUUUCAAGUAACUAACCCCACACGAAACCAGCAGGGUAUUCAGGAGCCGCAGGAAUGGAUGUGGAAGAAUAAUAACUGA
Striga hermonthica is the source of this 2868-nucleotide messenger RNA. Lineage: Eukaryota; Viridiplantae; Streptophyta; Magnoliopsida; Lamiales; Orobanchaceae. The record is from the annotation of a GenBank genome assembly.